AUGGGAUUGACGAUGGUGGACAUUAAAACCGUACCAACACAGCCAUACGAUGACCAAAAGCCUGGCACUUCAGGAUUGAGAAAGCGUGUCAAAGUCUUCCAGCAACAAAAUUACACCGAAAACUUUAUCCAAUCGGUCCUCCAUGCCGUGGAAAACAAUGGCAAGGGUGCCACACUCGUUGUCGGUGGUGAUGGACGAUAUUAUCUAGACGAGGUGAUGCAAGUGAUCAUCAAGUUUAGUGUAGCUGCAGGGGUAUCCAAGCUAAUUGUGCCACGCCAUGGUCUAUUAUCUACACCAGCCGGUUCUCAUCUUAUUCGCAAACUGAAAGCAACAGGUGGUAUCAUUCUUACAGCAUCACACAAUCCCGGUGGUCCCGAUAAGGACUUUGGUAUCAAGUACAAUGGACGUAAUGGUGGACCGGCACCGGAAAAUGUGACCGAUCGUGUCUUCCAAAUUAGCAAAGGGAUCAAUGAACUUCGAUACGCGGAUAUCCCAAGGAUCUCUUAUGACGAACUUGGAACACAAAACGUUGGUGACAUGGUUAUCGAAGUGAUUGACGGCAUUGAUGAUUAUGUGGCACUUAUGAAAGAGAUCUUUGAUUUUGACGAGAUCAAGGCGUUCCUACAAUCCAACAAGAAUUUCAAGGUGCUGUUUGAUGGCAUGCAUGGAGUGACGGGAAUCUAUGGAGAGCGUAUCUUUGUACAAGAAUUUGGUCUCCCACCAACAAGCAUCAUGCGUUCAAAGCCGUUGCCAGAUUUUGGUGGUGAGCAUCCUGAUCCCAAUUUAACCUAUGCCCAUGAGCUGGUAGAGCGAGUGGAAAAGGAACAAAUUGAUUUUGGCGCUGCAUCCGAUGGUGAUGGUGAUCGUAAUAUGGUGAUUGGCAAGAACGCAUUUGUGUCACCUUGCGAUAGUGUUGCCGUGAUUGCGCAUUAUGCUUGUGAAGCGAUCCCCUAUUUCCGUAAACAAGGCGGCAUUCGUGGACUUGCACGUAGCAUGCCCACUUCUCGAGCGUUGGAUCUUGUUGCGAAAAAGCAAGGUGUCGAAUGCUUUGAAGUACCCACUGGAUGGAAGUUCUUUGGCAACCUUAUGGAUGCAGGUCGCUGCUCGAUAUGUGGUGAAGAAUCUUUUGGCACUGGAUCGGAUCAUGUUCGUGAAAAGGAUGGUGUGUGGGCUAUUCUAGCAUGGCUCAGCAUUGUCGUCCAUGUAAACAAGACCAAGCCAGGUACAUCCAUUUAUGAUAUCCUCCAAAAUCAUUACAAGAUUUAUGGUCGCAACUUCUUCUCCAGGUAUGAUUACGAAGAAGUGGAUAGCAGAAAAGCCAACGAUCUCGUUGAAAAUCUACGUGGGCUUUCUGGUACCAGUCAACUGCUUGGUCAAAAAUUUGGUCCUUUCAAGGUAUCCAAAAUGGAUGACUUUACCUAUGAUGAUCCAAUAGACAACAGCGUUGCAAGCCAUCAAGGUAUGCGUGUCAUGUUCGAGGAUGGAUCGCGCUUUGUUGUAAGGUUGUCGGGCACUGGAUCUCAAGGUGCAACGGUACGAUUGUACGUUGAAAAGUAUAGCAGCGAUCCAAGUGAAUAUACAGAAGACACACAAAAGGCUCUGAAGCCUCUGAUUGACGUGGCACUCGAGAUUACCAAGCUACAACACUACACAGGCCGAGACCGCCCUACAGUCAUCACUUGA
Molecule: messenger RNA, 1683 nt
Organism: Lichtheimia ornata
Lineage: Eukaryota; Fungi; Mucoromycota; Mucoromycetes; Mucorales; Lichtheimiaceae
Exons: 5
Coding region: 1-1683 (560 amino acids)
Biological process (GO): carbohydrate metabolic process
Cellular component (GO): cytosol
Molecular function (GO): magnesium ion binding; phosphoglucomutase activity
Source: RefSeq, a predicted model, not a curated record